Molecule: messenger RNA, 1265 nt
Organism: Thamnophis sirtalis
Lineage: Eukaryota; Metazoa; Chordata; Lepidosauria; Squamata; Natricidae
Source: RefSeq, a predicted model, not a curated record
AUGCUGAUCGCCCUCUCCUCGCACAUCGGGGCGCUGGAGGCCGAGAAGCAGAAGCUGCGUGCCCAGGUGCGGCGCCUGGGCCAGGAGAACCUCUGGCUGCGGGACGAGCUGGCCGGCACCCAGCUACGGCUGCAGCACAGCGCGGAGGCCGUGGCUCAGCUGGAGGAGGAGAACAAGCACCUGCGCUUCCUGAACCAGCUCAAGCAGUACGAGCCCCGGGAGGAGCAGGUGGACACGGAGGAAUCCUUUCUCAGCACGGAAGACGCCCAAAGGACAGAGGGGCAGAGUGUGGGUGUAGCCGCGCUGGCAGCCCAGCAAGGCGGGUACGAGAUCCCUGCGCGCCUGCGGACGCUGCACAACCUGGUGAUCCAGUACGCCUCUCAAGGGCGCUACGAGGUGGCGGUGCCACUUUGCAAGCAGGCCCUGGAGGACCUGGAGAAGAGCUCCGGGCACAACCACCCAGAUGUGGCCACCAUGCUCAAUAUCCUGGCCCUGGUCUACCGGGACCAGAACAAGUACGAGGCGGCCACGGAGCUGCUCAAUGAUGCCCUGGACAUUCGUGAGCAGGCGCUGGGCAUGGAACACCCUUCCGUGGCUGCCACCCUGAACAACCUCUCUGUGCUGUACGGCAAGCGCGGGAAGUACCAGGACGCCGAGCCUCUGUGCCAGAGAGCCCUGGAGAUCCGAGAGAAGGUGCUGGGCCCCAACCACCCAGAUGUGGCCAAGCAGCUCAACAACCUGGCCCUCCUGUGCCAAAACCAGGGCAAGUUCGAAGAGGUGGAGCGGUAUUACCAGCGGGCCCUUCGCAUCUACCAGGCCCAGCCGGGCCCCGGCGACUGCAAUGUGGCCAAGACCAAGAACAACCUGGCCUCGUGUUUCGUGAAACAGGGCAAGUUCCAGGAGGCUGAGCAGCUGUACAAGGAGAUCCUGUCCCUGCAGGACCAGGAGCCGAGCCCCCCCAGGGGCGAUUAUGGCUGGACAGGAGCUGGCAACACCUGGGAAGGACAGGAGGGGAUGAGGCGCAGUAGCUCCUUUUCCCGCUUCCGGGAGUCGCUCAGACGCAGCAGUGAGAAGCUGGUCUCCAAGCUCCGGGGCCCAGCAGUGGGGCAGCCCAAGGACACGGCAGCCCCCAGGAUGACCAGGGCCACCUCCCUCAACACGCUGCCUUUGGACGAGGCUGCAGCCGUCUCAGCCCCAAAGCCCACCCGGAACCUGAGCACCAGCAUCCAGGACCUCACGCAUCGCCCCGCCCACUAGCCCCCCCC